Molecule: messenger RNA, 480 nt
Organism: Chrysoperla carnea
Lineage: Eukaryota; Metazoa; Arthropoda; Insecta; Neuroptera; Chrysopidae
Product: neuroligin-4, X-linked-like
Exons: 2
Coding region: 1-480 (159 amino acids)
Biological process (GO): modulation of chemical synaptic transmission; synaptic vesicle endocytosis; presynaptic membrane assembly
Cellular component (GO): cell surface; postsynaptic membrane; synapse
Molecular function (GO): neurexin family protein binding; signaling receptor activity
Source: RefSeq, a predicted model, not a curated record
AUGCGCCAAUUUAUAUGGGCCGCUUGUUUACGUCGUACAGUGGUGUUAUUUACUACACUCAUGACAAUAUUAAUUCCAAAAUAUAGUGAGGCGGGACCUCGAUAUAGUUCGCGAAUUGUAGAUACCCAUGGUGGUGAUAUACGUGGUAUUAUUUUAGAAUUAAAUUCUCGGCAUUUAGAACCAGUUGAAGUGUUUCGUGGAAUACCAUACGCAGCGCCACCAGUCAAUGAGUUACGUUAUCGUUUACCACAACCAGUUGUUCGAUGGAGUGGUACAAAAUUAGCGGAUACAUUCGGACCGGUAUGUCCACAACGCUAUCCUGAUAUUUCAAAUCGUACUGCUGCAUUGCAAUUUAUGCCGAAAGGACGCUAUCAUUAUUUAAAGAAAUUAGUGCCACAUUUAGUGAAUCAAAGUGAAGAUUGUUUGUUCUUAAAUUUAUAUAUUCCUGGCAGUGAUCGAGUAUCAAUGAAAUACGUUUAA